AUGGGCGCUACAGGCACGGGUAAGUCGUCAUUUGUGCGUCUCGUCACUGGUGAUGAGACUAUCAUUGUCGGACAUGGGCUUCACUCCUCCACAGCAAAGAUCCAGGAGUAUCGGGUGCAACACGAAGACACCAGCUUCGUACUCGUUGAUACACCUGGCUUCGACGAUACAGAUGUUCCAGAUGAAAUAGUCUUGCAAUCGAUCACUGAAUGGUUGACAAGCUCACAUCACGACGGCCGGAGGCCUAACGGAAUUCUUUACUUGCAUCGUAUCACCGAUGUAUGA
Alternaria arborescens is the source of this 285-nucleotide messenger RNA. RefSeq lists its product as hypothetical. Bases 1 to 285 code for a protein of 94 amino acids. Gene Ontology annotation, molecular function: GTP binding. The record is from RefSeq and is a predicted model, not a curated record. The transcript is spliced from 2 exons. Lineage: Eukaryota; Fungi; Ascomycota; Dothideomycetes; Pleosporales; Pleosporaceae.